Molecule: messenger RNA, 6270 nt
Organism: Naegleria gruberi
Lineage: Eukaryota; Heterolobosea; Eutetramitea; Acrasida; Naegleriidae
Product: asparagine synthase
Exons: 8
Coding region: 1-6270 (2089 amino acids)
Molecular function (GO): asparagine synthase (glutamine-hydrolyzing) activity
Source: RefSeq, a predicted model, not a curated record
AUGUGUGGUAUUGGGGCAAGAUUUUCUCUCGGAGCAUCUUUAUCCAAGUGGAAUUUGUUGGAUUUGCACUUUUUAUUACAAUAUGGAAUGGUUGUGAAUAGUAAUAAUCAACAACAGGUUGUUGAACAAGAAGUUAGAAACGAAAAUAGUGUUGUUGUUGAUGACGACUCAGAAGAAAAUGAUGGAAGAAACGAAACAUUUGAACAGAAAUUAGAAAAAAUCAAGGCUAUUACUGUACAAAGUACUCAAUCGGAAGAGGUGGAUAUUAUUUCUGGUAUUAAAAGUGUUAUUUCUCCAAGAGGUCCAGAUGAAACUCGUCACGAAAUUAUUAAUUUUGGAGAUUCUACAGUGACACUUAUUGCUAGUAUUUUGGCUCUCAGAGGUGAUAAGCCAUACCCACAACCUAUUACCAUGACUGAUUUGUCUGGUGACGAACACACAAUAAUAUGGAAUGGAGAAAUAUUUGGAAAUGAAUAUUUCAGAGAAUGUGUUAUUGAGCAUGGAAAUGAUACAGUUUGUCUAUUGGAACAUUUGGUAAAAUGUGGAAAUGAGGAUGAAGUUUUGAAUACUUUGGCUAAUAUUGAAGGACCUUUUAGUUUUGUCUAUGUCAAUAAGAGGGAAAAAUAUGUGUUGUUUGGAAGAGAUAUUUUGGGAAGAAGAAGUUUGUUAUAUUCUGUAAACGGUCAAGAUUUGAUUAUUUCUAGUGUAGCUUGUCACGUUCCAGAAUUUUCUCAAUGGAGGUCAAUUGGUGUGAAUGGAGUUUUCAAAUUAUCCCUUAGCGAUGAAACUGGUUCACAAUUGCUUUCCAUGAUUUCUUGGGAAGAAAUUUACAAGAGAACUGGUAAACAUCCGUUAAUAUCCGAUAGAGAAAUGAUAGAACCAAAGACUGAAGAUGAUUUGCGAGUGAAUGAUACAGUAUUUGAGAGUGUUGUCGAUGAGUUCAUUUCAUAUCUUUCAAAUUCUGUUGAAAAGAGAGUGACCAAUGUCUAUUCCAAUAAUGAUGAAAAUACCAAAAUUAGUGUUUUAUUCUCGGGGGGAAUUGAUUCAGUAAUUAUAACAGCAUUGGCUCAUUUGAAGCUUGAAAAAGGAAUGCCUAUUGAUUUAUUGAACGUCUCAUUUGGAGUUGAUAAAAAGCAACAGGAUCAAUCAGCUGACAGAAAGCAAGCCAUAGAAUCCUACGACGAGUUGGCAAGACUUUACCCUGAUAGACCUUUCAGAUUGGUUCUUGUUGAUAUUAACUCAACUGAAUUAGCAGAAAAUCAAAAGAGAAUUGAAUCACUCAUUUAUCCACAAAAUACUGUCAUUGACUUUAAUAUUGGAUCAGCAUUAUGGUUUGCCUCAAGAGGAAGAGGAUACAUUUACAAUUCUUCAGAGCCAACCAACACAUCAAAUUUGUACACUUCAACAGGCAGAGUCAUUUUGUGUGGUAUUGGCAGUGAUGAACAACUUGGAGGUUACAAGAGACAUUUUAAAAAAUACAAGUACAAGGGUUGGAAUGGUCUUAACGAAGAAAUGGAUAUGGACAUUAAGCGGUUAUGGAUUAGAAACUUGGGAAGAGAUGACAGAGUAAUAUCAGAUCAUGGAAGAGAAUCUAGAAAUCCAUUUUUAGAUGAGCCAUUCAUUAAUUUUGUUAGAAAACAACCAUUAUGGUAUUUGGCUGAUUUUACCAAUAACCAACCAAAUGAUAAGCCAACCCAACAACAAUCAACCACAUUACCAGGUGAUAAGAAAAUACUGAGGAGAGCAGCUCAAAAACUUGGUCUUUCUAGGUCAUCUCCGAAUACAUUCACUGUUGGUAAGACACCAUGGGUAAGGUUUACCAAUAAGGAGAAUGUAUACUUUUAUGCUAAACCUUUCAAAACUGAUAGAGAUAAAAUUUGGCAAGAAAAAGAAGAUCCAAAAACAGGAAAGGUAUUCUAUUAUCAUUGGGCUUCCAAGACAUCCUUAAAUUCCUACACAGAAUUUCCUGACUAUGUAACAUUAGCUGAGAGUGGAGCUACAACACCAACUACUCCAACAACACCAACGACACCAACUACAACAACAAAUACUUCUUCACCAACAACAACAGCCUCAACAACUCCUGCUCAAUCAACACCAACAUCCGCAUCAGCAGCAACAACGAACCAAAAGAAAUCAAUUACCUCCCCUCCAAAACAAGAAAGACAAGAAGAACCUGUAGAAAAGCCUUUGCUAAAAAAAGAACCAGUUGUUGAGCAAUCUAAACCUGUUGAGACACAACCUGUUAUUGAGCAAUCGAAACCAGUACCUGUAACAACAGCACCACCAAAGGAGGAACCAGUAGAGCCAAAAGAAUCCAAACAAAAGAAAGUAGUUCUGGAAGAAGAUCCAAAACAAAAAAAGAAGCAAACUCAAAAUGAAAAUCAAAAGCCAAAAGCAAUGACGAUGGUCCAAGGAAGUAGUGGAAGUGCUGGUGCAGAGGAUUUUAAAGAUUUUGGCCCAAAUCAACCAAAACCAAGAUUAUCAUUUAUUGGAAAACGUCAAAGUCAAGUGAAGGUUUCAUUUACUAAGAAGGAUUUAGCAAGAACCGACUUUGAUGAUUCAAUCGAAGAUGAAUUAUUCAAUUUACCUGGAAGAGGAGAGGUUAAGGUUCAUACAGCUUUUAAGGGAACAUAUUUUUCAACUCCUAAAACCAAAAAAGAUAGAAUUGUAAUUUUAGCAAGAGAUUUUGUUGGUGCAUUUUGUCUCUUUAUGGCAGGCCAAGAAGGAAAGAGCAAUAAGAAGAACGUAAUUUUAGCUGCUUAUCCACUACUUGAUUAUUCAGAUAUAAAUGAAGAUAAGGACAAAAUUACAUUAAAUAUUGAUGGGAAUGAGUUUGUUUUACAAGCUAGUGCAGUAAGUAAGGAAAGAUUAAAGCUAGGCCUGGAAGUUGCUUAUGGUGAACUAGAUGCAAAAACAGACAUGGAGUUACAUAAUUACAGACUUGGUUCUAUCGAGUUUGCAAACUCCUACUAUCAACAAUAUGUUGAUGUUCCUGCCUCUUCAAUUAUCAAAUCUAUUAUGGAGUCAGAUCCUAACGAGAUUUUAGAUGAAAGUAUCCAAGAAAGUUCUGAUACUUUCGUUUCUAGCAAAUAUGAUCAAAGUCUUAGAUUACUCCAGACAGCUGUUAAGAAUAGCAAUGACAGAGAUAGUGCCAUCCAAGAAGCUUGUUUGUACAUGGAGAGAAUUAUAAAAAAGAUUGACAAGGGUGUAUUUGAAAAAUUCUCAAGAAUAUUGGAUAUUAUAUUCAAAAACCCAACAACUACUGAACGGCCUGAGCUCAGAAAUAACUUUUUAAAGACAAUGAACGACAUCAGAAAUAGCAAGAAAAUUGCUGAUAACAUUAUUGAUGAAUUGAUAAAGACUGGUAACGAAAGCUUUAAGGCUAUUCAGUUAUGGAGGUCAAGAGCCAAAUUGAAAGAAGUUCCUUUUGGGGAGGAAUACCAACCAGCCACACAAAAAUCAAAAGGAAAGAAGGAACUUCAACAAGAAAAGCUUAUGAGAGAGUCAAUAAUUCAAAAAAAGUUGCCUUCUGGUGUUUUUCUUGGUGUACUAUUCUUUUCCAAGACUGGAGAAGUUCUCUCUGAUAGAAAUGACAAUUUACCAAGUGUUAAGUUAGAUCGGUUAAUGUAUCAUAAUGAAAAUUCCAAGAGCUUAGACCAUCAAGAUUGGCAGUGGUUGCUGAAACAUGGACAACAAUCCUUUACUCAAACAAUUUUAGAUUUAGUCCCUUCGCUAUCUAACCCUCAAAUUAUUUUAGAUGUAUUUAAAACUGAUUUUAUUAGGUCUUUUAACGAUUUAUAUAGAGCUGUAAAUCAGUCAACCAAGCCAAAUGUAGAUCUGGGUGUAUUGUUGGAUAAGUGUGUAACAAUGAAGGGCCAAAAUAUUUUAUAUUAUCUGAUGGUUAAACAAGUAGAUAAGAAGGAGUUUGAAAUUCCUAAUGGGUACAAAUGGGAUCCAACUAUUGAUUUUGAGUAUAAGCAAUAUCAAAAAUAUGAAAACCUAGACGAAUCAUUUGUGAUUGAAAAAUUAGAAAGCCAUUACUCGGGAUCUAGAUGGGUCUAUAAUGCCAUGGAUUACUACAAGUCAGUUACUUCGAAAACCUACUCUGACGGCUUGUGGCUGGGAUACUUCAAUUUCAAGUUGACUGAAAGAGGUUCUUACCAGCUCUUAGUGGAAGAUAAAGCUAGAUUCAUGAUUCCUUCCAUUAAGAUUUCAGACAAAUUUGAUAUUAGAAAAUUGAGGGAUUUACUUGCUAAUAAUUUCUCCUCCUUGUCUUCAGUUACAAAUAUUAAUGAAGAAACACCAGACUACUUGUGUGAAACUUUAGAGAAACAAGUAUUCCGAGCCAAACUCCAGUUACAACAAAAGAUUUGUAAACCAGAUUUGGGCUAUCUUUACACGAAUGAAAUUUUAGAUGUCGGUGAAAGAAUCAAACUUAUCCUCUUUAUUGAUAAUGAUACUACUUCACAGAUUGGAAAUGAGUACAAUAGGGUUCUUUGGAGAGAUGAGAUAUCAUUUGAGGCUAUUCACUUAUCAUUGUUUUAUCCUGUCCUUCAUGAGCACUACAUGGGAAACAUUCGAAAGCAAUUACUAUUUGAUAAUUCUGUUUUCAAUGAUAGCUCUACAUCAAGUGAUGAAUAUUUGAAAAAUAAGGAGGUCAAUAAUAUAGGAAGACUGAAAGAACUGAUUAGAGCAGAAGAAGCUUUCUACAUUAUUAGGUGGCCACACCGAGUUAUUUCAACAUACUUAUCUAUCAAGCAGAACAACAAUGCAAUCUUACACUUGAUAAAUAAUGGUAAAGAACUUGCCAAGAUUGUUUUUGAUCAAACUAUUGGUAAGAAGAAAACCUUUAGAGAUUAUAGGUUGGAGCUUUUCAAGGCGCAAGAUAGUCAAGAAAUUGCAGCUAGGAAACAAAAAGAAAUCGAGUCCAAAUCAAAAGUUGGCAUUCAGGAACAAGAUUUAGAAAAGUCGACGUGUGCCGUUUACAACGUUGAUGCAAACAUUGAGGAUAUCCGUGAUAUUGAAUUGAUAAUGAUCGGACCGACCAGGGAAGAAGUUUUGACUAAUUUGAUUGAAGAAGAAGUUGAAUUAAAUAUUGUAGAUCACUUGGAUAGACUUGAACUUGAAGCAAUCAAGAGUACCUUAGAUGAUGUUAUAUCUAUUAUUGAGGUUACCACUGACAUGGUUGAUAAAACUAUUUUUGAACAAAAGAAGGCUGAAUCAAAAAAUCAUCUCAAAGCAGAAAGGGUUGAUUAUAUCCAAUCAGUAUUCAGUGGUAUAAAAUUUGAAGUAGAAAAGACAGAAGAAGACAAGAUUGAAAUUGAAGGAUAUGACUCAUUAUACAGACAAUCCAUUCAACUCUUUGAUGCUUCUAUGGAUAGUUCACUUCUUUUACUUCAAACCAUAGAAAAGACUCAAUCAAUGAUUGACCUGGUCGAGGUGAUGUUUACACAUGAUGACAAUCUUGAAAAGCAAGACAAAGUGGUCCGAUCUAUUCAGAGGAUUAAGGAUAGGCAAGCUGAAAUUAUGGCAGCCCAACCUUCAUUCCCUGUACUUCCAACACCGACUCACAACCACAGUGCAAAUAAUGCCAUUCAACAAUCAGCUUCUCAAAUUUUGAAUCAACCAAUUCAUCCAACUGUUCUCCAAGCUAAAGCAAAUAUCAAUCUAGAUGAAGAAAAACUAAGACAAAUGCUGGAAGAGGAGGAACGAAAGAAGACUGAAGAAUACGAUAGAAAGAUGAGAAAAUAUGUACAAAAGGCAACAGGUUUUUCUUCUUUUUCUCUUCCAUAUGGUACUCCUCAACAAUUUGUUAAGAAGAGACCACAGAGUAAUAAGCCUUCAUCAACAAAUGCAAAUACUUCGACAAACUCUUCUAUGCUGUCUAAUAAGAGUAUUACUGCUAAUUCUCCAUCAACCUCAAUGCUUAGCUCCCUACAAAAUACACCAAGUACUCCACAAGAAAAGAGUAAGAAACCAACCAGUAGUUUGGCUCAGUCAAUCCUCUCCAAACCAAAAACCUCAUCAACCAAACCAAACUCUUCCAAACCAGAGUUACCAUCCCUUGAUGGAAAACCUCACUCUUCAGCAUAUAUUUCAUUUGAUACCUACAGAGACAUGAUGGGUCUGAGUUCAUACAACAAGUUUUUGAAUCAGAAUAAUGUUCUCUCCAACUUGGAUUCUUGUCUGAAGAAUUAUAAUGAUGCCAAGAAGGCCAGUGACCAAGCUAUUUUAUCCUUACUUCCAUCAACAAGUAAAAAAAAGUAA